This is a messenger RNA of Zymoseptoria tritici IPO323, 1251 nucleotides long. RefSeq lists its product as uncharacterized. Lineage: Eukaryota; Fungi; Ascomycota; Dothideomycetes; Mycosphaerellales; Mycosphaerellaceae. The transcript is spliced from 7 exons. Bases 1 to 1251 code for a protein of 416 amino acids. The record is from RefSeq and is a predicted model, not a curated record.
AUGUUCACAAAGGCCUGUGGUCAAAUCAUCUGCCUUGUGCUGCUGAUAUCAGCCCACUUGGCCCAAUCCGCGGCGACGUUGGACAGUCAACAGUGCACACAAGGAGUCUACAAGUUCCUGGUCCCAGCCCUGUCUCAAGACUCUAACGUACACAGCUUCUGCGACCAGUUACCCACUCGAGCAAAAUUCUCCGCCUCGAAGGGCCCGAAGUCAUUGCGAUCUCUGGCAUACCCCGGCGUGCAGACGUUCUGCGCCUGUCUGAAGAAAGCAUGCGCAACGCCUUCAUGCCCCCGCGGGACCACGCUCUGCCCGGAGACAUGCGGUGGCUGCUGUGCAAACUUCAACACGGAUGCCCGGCACUGUGUGUGCGAGAGGCCAACAUCAAUGGAAGAACAUUCCGUCGAACCUGCGGCAGCCGAAUCACUAGCGGUAUCAGCAAUGGAGAAGCUACUCUCCGAACCCUUGAUUGACCAGUGCAGAGAGGCAUGCGCCAACAGCGGAGACGGGGUGACUUCCUGCUAUGCUUACGACUACGACUACUUCAGGUCGGAGUGUCGGUUCUACAGCAGCACCGUCGAGUCGACUGCGGAUUCAGAUCAUGAAUACGGUGUUACUGUCGCACGAGCGUCCGCGGUCAGCCCAUCAUCAUACACUGAGGGCAGCUUCUGUAUCGGGGGUUUCUUAAUAAGCCGAACCUGCGGCAGACGUAUCUCUCUCAGCGAUAGCCCCGAGCCUGUGGGCCAGACGAAUGUCGACGACUGCGCUGCGGCAUGCGUCAAGGAAGGCGGUUACAGCUGCUUUUCUUACGAGUUCGACUUUGCCUCCAACGAAUGCAGCCACUACCAAAGCGGGCCCAUCGAGACCGUACCGGACCCGGAUUAUGCAUAUGGUGCUCUCCAAAGUCCGUACAUCUGCUCAGAACCUACCACGACCCCCAACCCACCCGCGCCGGCGCUACCCGGCUGCGUCACCAAGAACAUCUGCACCAAUGGUCUAGAUUUCAACCAAUUCUGCGGCAGCCGAAUCACCGCUGGUUCUAUGGGAAAUGCCAGCUAUGGUUAUUUCAGUGUCGACGACUGCAGAGUGGCAUGCGCCAGGUUGCCCGGCGCAAGCGGAAGCGGGCUCCCUGGCUGCACUGCUUUCGACUACGACUACGUGUCGUUCAAGUGUCAGUUCUACACCAGUCCAAAUGGCCUGUCGACUGUACCGGAUGGGUAUCAUGUAUACGGAUACGUCGACGGACCGUGCUGA